AUGUGCGCGAGACGGUGGUGCGUUUGGUUUGGUAUCGUUGUACUCUUGUGGACCUCCGUUAUUGACGGCGAUGCCGUUCAGCAGCCAGCGGUGGCUCUUUUCGACAGCGAGAGUCGGAAGGUCCUGUCCACCACUGCUUGGAGCGACAUUGACUUUGGUGGACAUAGCAUCAUAGGUGGUGGAAAGCGGCCUGCACGGGUGCUUGCGCUUCAAGCGACACUGCCUGUGACGGGCAAUUCAAAGAGAACAGGAGGCGACGUGAAGUUGGAGAAGGAUCUCUUUUUGAUUCCGUACUGUUUCUCUUCCGCCCAAGCGACUGGUGCCCUAAGGGGUGGCACGGCAGCUUCCUGCUCUCUGAGCCGAUUUGAGGGGUAUGUGCUGCUGCGGUUCCGUGGUGGAUGGGAGGAUAAUUUUGCGGCUUCACUGUGGCAGGACUCCACGCCGAGCAUCCAGGUCGAAAUUGCCAGGCAUAUUUUUCGUGAGGUUUUUAACGACAGCAGCGUAACAUUUCCCCUGCCGCGUGUGGACUCCUCUGCCGAUAUCUCUAAGUCUUCUGGUAUUGUUCGACGAUACGAACUCAUUGGGAACUGCAACGACUUUACCGACGAGUGCUUUCAGGCGCGUUACAUGACGUACACCACAAGUUUCAAGGAGAUACCACUGGAGAUGUACACUGGAAGAAUGAUUUUUCAUCUGGGGCAUCUCGGGGCUUGGAACAAUCCCUGGACACUACGGCUUCAGGGCACGAUGCCUCAUGAAUCCUACACGAAUGUCAGCGUUGUCUUCCUGUUGGUUGACACACGCGAAUCUUUUAAUUGGGCAAUGUGGUUGACCGCAACUCUGUCUGGUCAGUUAUUCCUGGUUGCACUGUGCGUUGCGACGGUGGUAUCUUUUAUUCUGAGCACGAAGGAGUUGGGGAUGCGGCUUUCAGAGCCAGUUGCAUUGAAUGAGCGCCGCACCACUGUUCUCUAUGAAGAAAAUGAACAGGACGACAUGUGUUGCCGACAACUUUACCAGAUUAUGAUGGCUGCUAAAGAGACGUGCAUGAAAAUCGCCACGCAGUUAUGCGUGACCCAACACGCAGUUUGCCGUUAUCUUAACUGUCGGACGCGACGCAGGUGGGGAGAAGUGUUGUCGCCUGUCGUGACAGACGGUGAAAUGCGAGAGAAAGCCACAACGGAGGAGGCCCACCAAAGAGUAGAAUUGCGAAAUGUCUCAGGGGCUGUGGAUGAUUGUGGUGAAGAGAGCGGUGACGAUGAACACACAUGCCGCAUCUGUCGCUGCAAGAAACCUGUGGAUGAAUUAUUCUCCCCAUGUGUCUGUGAUGGCUCUGCUAAGUACGUGCAUAGAAGCUGUUUGGAAAGGUGGCGCGCCACGACUUCAAAUGCGGAACAUCAAAGAGUGUGUGCGGAGUGUAAAACACCAUAUAUUUUAAUCUUGGAGCGAGUUCCAGUAUCAACUGAUGAAUUCUUUCACAGCCCAGUUUGUGUUCCGGCGUGCCGUAUUCUGGCUACCCGCGCGUUGGGUCUACUCCUCUUUGUUUUUCUGCUUUGGGGUGGCGGGUAUUACCUAAAAUUCUGCAUUUAUCUCUUCACAGGUCUAGAUGAAGGGAUUGUGUGGUCGGCAGCCAACUUUUACCACUGGGUCUUGGGGCUAUACAGUAUUGUUGCUUUGUGUCUCAACACGUGGGCCCUCGAGUAUAUUUUGACCGAUUUUGUUGAGUCUUGGCAACAAUUGUUGCUUCUUGUCAUGUCUCUCUGCACAGUUGAGAUUCCGCUAAAUUACGUGGGUCAAGUAGUCUUGUCAUGGCUGAUGAACAGGUUUUGUUCACUCGAGGUAUCAUACGGCUUGGGCAUUAUUGUUACUGCAAUGUCAUCUGUGACAUUACUUCCCCAUCUGUACGUAUUUUUGCAGUCGCUCUCCGCCGAGCGUGAAAUUGUUGCACCACGUAGUGAAGAAGUAUAG
Molecule: messenger RNA, 1965 nt
Organism: Trypanosoma rangeli
Lineage: Eukaryota; Euglenozoa; Kinetoplastea; Trypanosomatida; Trypanosomatidae
Exons: 1
Coding region: 1-1965 (654 amino acids)
Molecular function (GO): zinc ion binding
Source: RefSeq, a predicted model, not a curated record